Paramuricea clavata is the source of this 2943-nucleotide messenger RNA. Lineage: Eukaryota; Metazoa; Cnidaria; Anthozoa; Malacalcyonacea; Plexauridae. The record is from the annotation of a GenBank genome assembly.
AUGAAUUCGGCUAACAUGCAACUGAUUUGUCGCGGUAUCCCGUUUAGGAACGAUCACCUCAUUACCUGAUGGGACCAGAUUGACUUUUUUAACUGGAUCAACUGAGAAAAUACAGUGGACAUUUGAUGAUGAUAUAUCUUUAAACGUCAAAAGAGGGCGAUUUCGGCGGUCUUGGUAUUUCACAAGUAGUGACGGUUCGCAAAGAGAACGACUAAUUACAACAAUAUAUCUUGAUCGUGAACCUCUAAUAUUGAACAGCACUUUACCUGGGAUUGCAAUAGAAAAACCAGCAACAUUGGUUUUAAAAAACAUUGAUCUCAAACAUAAUGGGACUUACCGGUUUAAACUAGUAGUAAGUAGUCCACAGUCUAAACCGGCGGUGACUACAUCUCACGAAGUUGUGGUUUUUAUUGCAGGCAAGUGGUCCACCUUUCAUCAUUAUUAUUUUUCUCCAAAUUCUUCUCUAACUCUUGUGUAUCAACGGUCGACAAACUGUAAUUAAAGUAUUAGCCAACAGCAAAGAGUUUCCUGAGACAAGGUGUAGGCGACGUAUAGUAUUGCUUAAAAUGGAGAUUUUUAUAACUAUAACUAUAACUAUAAUUAUAAUUAUAAUUAUAAUUAUAAUUAUAAUUAUAAUUAUAAUUAUAAUUAUAAUUAUAAUUAUAAUUAUAAUUAUAAUUAUAAUUAUAAUUAUAAUUAUAGUUAUAGUUAUAGUUAUAUAUAGUUAUAGUUAUAGUUAUAGUUAUAGUUAUAGUUAUAGUUAUAGUUAUAGUUAUAGUUAUAAUUAUAAUUAUACAGCAAAUCAACAUAUCGAAUUUAUAAAUAUAUCGAAGAAAGCUAGGUAUCGAGAGACGAGAGCAUUUUAAAAGUUUUUUUUUAUCUGAAUGCAUAGGAUAAUAGCUUUUCUAAAUUUCCUUUAACUAUUUUAAAUUCUCGAACUUAAUUUCAGCAAAUUUACUGUAGAAAAUUUCUUUACCGACUCCGAUCCGGCACGAUCAAAUCUCAAAUAUAGCUAAAUGAAUCAACACCUUUAUGAAAGGAAAAAUUUACAAAAAUUAGACGUGGUUUGCAUUAUUACUGUACAUUAAUUUUAUUUCAGUGAAGCCAACUGUGACAUUGAGUUGUUCCAGUUCUAUCAUCGAAAAUGAAGGUGAUGACUUCACAUGUGUAUGUAGAGGUGAAGGUGGAAACCCUCCAGCCAAUGUAAUUUGGUUUAAAGAUGGCGUCCAGAUUGGUGCAACAGGAAAAGAAGAACAAACAUUGACUGUGAGUAAUGUUGAUGGGACAGAUAGUGGACAAUACAAGUGUAUGGCCCAAAGUCACAUCAAUGCAACCGAUGAAAAAUCAAUCGAAGUAAAAGUGAGACUUAAUUGUAAGUAUAAUUGACACACGGCCAUUAAUACUGGACAAUGUUUCAGCUUCCCACUGCUUUAAAUAGUGAUAAAAUUUUAAAUUGGGAAUCUAAUCUCAUGAUAACCUUGCCUAAAUGCCCUUACUCGUCAGGAAUGCACCAGAUAUCAUAUCCGGCCAGAUAGCUAGUGAGAUAAUUUCAUCACGUAUUCGGCUGGAUCGACCCCGGACAUUGUUUACAUAUUAAAGGUUCGGGCCUUCUUUUCCGUUGGAAAAAGUAUUGUUUCAGUUCAUUAACGCAUUUCCGCCCAAAAUAUAAAGUUUUACAUUUACAUUAUCUUUUUAAAAUGUAUUACUAACAAAGACGUUUUGUUUCUUCACAGUUAAGCCUAACAAGACAAUCAUUACGUUACCAGACACAGCUGUAGUUGGUAAAAAAGUUAUCAUAACGUGUGAAUCUGAUGGUCUUCCGGAACCAAGUUAUACCAUAAUUCAUAAUGGAACUGAGGUCAGCAGUAAAAAGACGCACACCAUAUCUGAAGUGAAACGGAGUGAUGCUGGGUUAUAUCAAUGUGUUGCAGCGAAUAAACUUGGCAGUAAUUCAAAGAGCCAUUGUUUGGCCGUCGUAGGUGAGAUUUAAGUAUGAUAACCCACUAUUAUUCAUUCAAAGUAACCAGGGACGUAGCAACUGGGGGGGGUAUGUUUGGGGAUGCAAAUCCACCCAACUGUGAACCUCAGGCAAAAAUCAGGUAAAUUCAAGUUAAAAUUUUGACAUUUUCAGGUAACAUUUGCGUAAUAAAGUCAUUAUUUUUGUGAAAUGAUAACCAUUUUUGAAAAUUCAGUCAAUUUACAUCCAAGUCGUUCGCGAAUUUGCUUUAGAAAACUGGCAGAAAUGCAGUCCUAGAGCUUCAAAAAUGUAAAAACAAAAAGCUUUAUUAUAAUUAUUAGACUUCAGGUAAAUUUUCAGUAACAUUGAAGUUCAAAUUUCAGGUGAAAUCCUCCGACACCCCCAACUUCAGAUUCUUCGCUACGUCCCUGAAAGUAACCAACUAUUUCAAAACCAAAAUGUUAACAUUUAAUGAUCUUCUUUUAACCGUGACCUAGAUCUAUAGGCACUUGCUCAUAUCGUAUCAAAAUGCACAAAUCAAAAUGCACAAAAAUGUCAUGGUAUCUUUCCAUUUUUUUGCAUCCAUUUAAAAGUUUUGGCUUUUCAACUAAUUUUUAACUCGUGCAUUUCCCAAACCUGCCUGUUUAGGAGAGCCUGCAGCUUGUAAGAAGUUGGAUUGUGAGAGCAGCGCAGAAACUGUUGUAGUAGUAUGGCAUAUUGUUGUGACUUUGGUGUCUGGAAUUAUCAUUGGUAUUCUCUUUUCCUACAUUGUCUGGUCUUCUCAUCGUCGUUGGUUUAGAAGCAGAAAGCCAGAACGAAACCCUGAAACAAACACAACUGCAGCUGAUACAACUUAUCAAGAGCUUAAUCUUACACAAAUGAACAAAGAAGAUAAUUAUCAAUCGUUGAGAUUGAAUAUUGCAAGUAAUGACGAGGAAUCAACAUAUACUGAGUUGAACAAAACCAGAGACGAAGAAAACUACUAG